Messenger RNA from Candida tropicalis MYA-3404, 579 nucleotides. RefSeq lists its product as uncharacterized. Lineage: Eukaryota; Fungi; Ascomycota; Pichiomycetes; Serinales; Debaryomycetaceae. The record is from RefSeq and is a predicted model, not a curated record. The coding region runs from base 1 to 579 and encodes 192 amino acids. The transcript has a single exon.
AUGUCUACAUACAGAUCAAGAAGAGUGAUUCCUUCUGCUAUAAACACCCCAACUUCAAUUAGACUCCUCAAGAUUAACAAUUUGGGUGCAUCUGAAGCUGAAAGAGCAUUGUCUGAAUUUAUUGAUGCUAGUGAACUAAAUAUUUCUGGAAAAGCAACCACUGAUUUUAACACUACUGGUCUUGCUGGAAACAGUGAAAGUCCAGCUGUUUUAUCACAAUUAAAAAGAAUUCAAAGAAGUUUAAGAGGAUUACCUCCUGUUAUCAGUGAACAACAAUCAGAAAAUAAGAGAAGUGCUGAUGAAGAAACUGAUCGUCCUAAUAAGAAAAUCAAGUUUGAUGAGAGCGAAGACAACACCGAAGAAGUAAAAGAGGAAGAAGACGCCGAAGAACAACCAAAAUAUGAAGAAGAAGAAGAAGAAGAAGAAGAAGAAGAAGAUGACGAUGAAGAAGAAAAGGUCCAAGAAGAAGAAGAAGAAAAGGAAGAGGAACCAGUAGAAAAGAAGAAAAGCAAGAAGGACAAAUCCAAGAAAGACAAAGAAGACAAGAAAGAUAAGAAAAAGAAGAAAAAGCACAGUUAG